Messenger RNA from Lycium barbarum (goji berry), 990 nucleotides. RefSeq lists its product as uncharacterized. Bases 291 to 803 code for a protein of 170 amino acids. Lineage: Eukaryota; Viridiplantae; Streptophyta; Magnoliopsida; Solanales; Solanaceae. The transcript has 3 exons. The record is from RefSeq and is a predicted model, not a curated record.
AAGAGAGAGAAACUUGACGGUGGACUUUCAACAAACUUGUUAAUCCAAAUGCCAAUUUUCACCACAUAGCCGACAGCGCACUCCCACUAAACCAAAAAUAAAAAACAGUGGAUAUUUACUCUAACACCUUCAAGAAAGUAGAUCCAAAGUAUGCAGUACUAAAGUAGUAAAUUAAUCACUACCCAUUUUAGCUCACAUCAAUAUGAAAAUCCCCCGUUAACCCAUUACAGUAGAUCCAUUUUGCCUUAUAGAUCUCACUUCCAAAGGUAGAAAAAACCCCAAAAGAAAAAAUGGCAAGGCAAUCUGGGAAUUGUUUAAGAUGUUGUUUAGUGAUAUUUGCUGUAGUUUCUGCACUUUGUGUAUCUGGCCCUGCUAUUUAUUGGAAAUUCAAGAAACUAAGAGUAAAAGCUGCACAAUCUUGUAUGCCUUGUAAUUGUCAUUGUUCUCCUCCUCUUUCCCUUCUUGAAGUUGCUCCUGGCUUGGCCAACCUUACAAUCACAGACUGCGGGAAAGAUGAUCCAGAUCUUAAGGAAGAGAUGGAAAAACAAUUUGUGGAUUUAUUAUCCGAAGAGCUGAAAUUGCAGGAGGCUGUCGAUAAGGAGCACGUCCAUCAUAUGAACAUCACCUUUGUGGAGGCGAGAAGGUUAGCUAACGAGUACCAAAAGGAGGCCGAGAAAUGCAUUGCCACAACCGAAACUUGUGAAGUCGGGAGAGAAAGAGCUGUCGUGUUGUAUGCCAAGGAAAAAAAGUUGACUUCCCUCUGGGAGAAAAGAGCGCGCCAAGCUGGUUGGAAAGGAGAAUAAAAAACCCCACCGGUGAAGAACUCUUUUUUAGUUUCAAAUUUUGUUGUCCACUUUGUAGCUUUACGUUAGUUGUAUUCUCUCUAUGAGCACAAAAUUGCUCAUAUUUCUUCAUCUAUAUAUGUAUUUACUUACUCUCUUGUACCCUGUCAUGAUCAUAUGAAAUAUAAACUUUCCCAUUAUAGUUCCA